Molecule: messenger RNA, 1455 nt
Organism: Botrytis fragariae
Lineage: Eukaryota; Fungi; Ascomycota; Leotiomycetes; Helotiales; Sclerotiniaceae
Product: putative afln vera monooxygenase protein
Exons: 7
Coding region: 1-1455 (484 amino acids)
Molecular function (GO): iron ion binding; oxidoreductase activity, acting on paired donors, with incorporation or reduction of molecular oxygen; monooxygenase activity
Source: RefSeq, a predicted model, not a curated record
AUGGAUGUUUUCCAGACCAAGCCAAUCUUUACAGCUGUCUCAGUCGUAGGAGUAACUUUGCUGGGCUAUUUCUUCACACGACUCUAUGCAGCGCGGAUGCUCAUGGUGAAGCUUCAGAAGCAAGGCUGCCCCGUAGCACCCGGACAUUCCUUCCUCUUUGGCCACCUUCUUCUACUUGGAAAGAUGUUCAGGCGCCUGCCAAAAGAUGCUCACUACCAAUAUAUGUUCGGCGAGAUCUACCGCGACCAUUUUGAGUCUACAGGCACAAAUACUCUAAUCGCUGCGCGCAAAGUUGACCUUUUGGCACGCUUUUUCAAGCCAAUUGCAGGAGGCCCCUGUCUUUUCGAUAUGCCCGAAGAAUCAUGGAGACCGUGGCGCGCUGUAUUUAAUAAGGCGUUUAAUAAUGAUUAUUUCCAGAAGCUGGUCCCGGGGAUGGUCAAGCAGAUUGAAGUUUAUAAGGAUAUUUUAAGAGAGCACGCCGAAAAGGGCGAUAUGUUCUAUCUGGAUACCACGACUCUGCGCUUCACUAUGGAUCUAAUUGGCAAGACAAUCAUGAACACCGAAUUUCAUGCUCAACGCGGGUACAAUGUUCUUGCAGACUCUAUGAUCAGCCAAAUUCGCUGGCAUGAGCCUGCUGCAGCUAUCGACCCCUUCAGCCGUAUAAAUAUGGAUGCAUAUAUCAUUGCAGAGCUAGAUAGAAGAUAUGCAGAAUACAAAGCCGACUCCAAGGAUUCGCGUAGCAAAGCUAUUAUCGAUCUCAUCUUACGAGCAGAAAUCGCCCCCGAAGCCGAUGUCAAGCCUGAAAAACUAGACCCUGACUUCAAGGCGUUCGCGAUUAGGCAAAUACGCUUAUUUGUUUUCUCGGGUCAUGACUCACUCAGUAGCACAAUCUGCUAUGUCUACCAUUUACUCUCGAAAAAUGUCGAGGCGAUGCAAAAAGUCAGAGAAGAACAUGAUCUUGUCUUUGGAAAACAGAUCGAUGGAGAAACGCUUCGGCUUUUUCCCGCCGCAUCAAGCUCCAGACAAGGAUAUCUAGGUGUUACUCUUUAUGAUGAGCAGGGCACUGCAUGUCCUACUAAACACGCAGUCUGCUUCAUUGAUCAUGUAGGCAUGCACCGCGCGCCGAGGUACUGGGUUAGACCUGAAGAAUUUCUUCCAGAACGAUGGCUGGUAGACCCAGGUCAUGAGCUAUACCCCGUGAAAGGUGCAUGGAGACCAUUUGAAUACGGCCCAAGAAAUUGCAUUGCCCAGGGACUAGUCAUGACGGAGUUGAGGGUUUUGUUGGCCUGUACUGUACGAGAAUUUGUGUUUGAGGACGCAUAUGAAGAAUGGGAUAGGUCUCAUAAGAAGAAAGGUCCACAAACUCAUAGAGGAGAGAGAGCAUAUCAGAUCGAAGAAGCUGCAGCACAUCCGAGUGUCCAUUAUCCUUGUCGAGUGAGGAUGAUGAAUGUUUGA